This is a messenger RNA of Pecten maximus, 5788 nucleotides long. Its product is annotated as L-asparaginase-like. The record is from RefSeq and is a predicted model, not a curated record. Gene Ontology annotation, molecular function: protein binding; asparaginase activity. Gene Ontology annotation, biological process: amino acid metabolic process. The transcript is spliced from 13 exons. Lineage: Eukaryota; Metazoa; Mollusca; Bivalvia; Pectinida; Pectinidae. Bases 27 to 1889 code for a protein of 620 amino acids.
CAGACGAAGGUGCUAAGUCUGAUGCAAUGGAAAACGAUCUGUUUCAGCGGCGGAGUAAGCUUGCCACUGCUGGCGUUGCGGAAUCUGUAGAGCAGGAACAGGAGGCAAAAGUUUUAGUCUUAUAUUCUGGAGGAACGAUUGGCAUGAGAACAAACCAAAGUGGAGUGUAUGAACCGGAAUCAAAUUUUAUGAUCCCCGAGCUGAAGAAGUUACCAAUAUUUCAUGACAAAUCUUAUGCUGAGAAGCAGCUUAUGGAGGAAGAAAAAGAUCUGCUUGUAAUGCCACUGAUGAGGAGUGGACGUCGAGUGAAAUACCAUAUAAAGGAGUACAAUCCUUUAUUAGAUUCCAGUAACAUGACCAUGAGUGACUGGUCCAAAAUAGCCAAUGAUAUCUCAACAUACUAUGAUGAAUACGAUGGAUUUGUCGUCCUCCAUGGAACCGACACGAUGGCCUACACGGCCUCUGCCUUGUCCUUCAUGUGUGAGAACCUUGGUAAACCAAUCAUCCUGACAGGGUCACAGAUUCCAAUUUUUGAGGUGAGAAGUGACGGUCGAGACAACUUCCUGUCAGCACUGGUGGUCGCAGGACAAUUCUGUAUACCAGAGGUUUUAGUGGUGUUUGGGAACAAAGUUUUGCGAGGUAACAGGACGAUUAAGAAUGACUCGGGUAGUUUUGACGCUUUCAUAUCACCUAACAUAGCUUCUAUAGCAGAGCUGGAGACGGACAUCACAGUUGACUGGUCCCUUGUGUUUCGAAGUGGUACUACGGAAAAGUUCCGUAUCCACAGUGAGAUGUGUACCAAUGUGGGUCUGUUACGGUUGUUCCCUGGAAUCUCUGUACAGCUGGUGCGGUCCUUUCUCCAGCCUCCUAUGCAGGGAGUGGUGCUACAGUCCUAUGGGGCUGGUAACGCCCCUGACAACCGUCCUGAGAUUCUAAAAGUCAUCGAGGGAGCUAUCAAUUUAGGAGUAAUAAUUGUAAACAUUACACAGUGUACACGAGGAUUCGUAGAUGCUACUUACGCUACAGGGAAGGCGCUGUAUGAUAAGGGCGUGAUACCAGGGGGUGACAUGACAGCAGAAGCAGCCCUCACCAAGCUUUCCUAUGUACUCAGUAAAGAUGACUGGAGUAUUAAACAAAAAACUAAGAUGAUGAAAAGAAAUCUCCGUGGAGAAGUGCGUUCCAUCCACAUUGAGGAUAUUUCCUUACUGGACUUUGAAUUGAUUGACUGUGUAGCUAAGGCGCUCAGUAUUAGCACAAAGGAAGAAACGUUAAAACUGCGAGAUGCACUUUAUCCCAACUUAAUGUGUGCCGCAGCCAAAAGUAAUGAUACUGAGGCUCUCGAGAGAUUAAGAUCCACAGGUGGCAAUUUGUCUGCUGGAAACCAAGAUGGCCGAACAGCUCUGCAUGUGGCAGCUAGAGAAGGCCAUCUGGCAGUGGUUCAAUAUCUCCUCCACCAUGGGGCAACAAUCCACACGAAGGACCAACAUGACCACACUCCCCUUAACGACGCCAUCAUCAGUAAAGACCAUCAAAUUAUAACUCUGCUUGUCCGCACAGGCGCUCAUCUCACCAUGCAUCCAAUACGCAUCGCCAUGGAGCUCUGCAGUGCCGCAGCCCGAGACGAAGUGAGUACACUACAGGCCUGGAGGGCUGCUGGAGCUGACCUCAACGUGUCUGAUUACGACAAGAGAACGCCUCUACAUGUGGCAGUCAGUACCAAGAAGCUGAAUUCUGUUCGUUACUUAUUGGAAAAUGGUGCUAGGUGGGACACGGAGGACAUUUUUGAAAACACAGCAGAGAUGCAGGCCAAGAAAACAGGAUGCGAGGAAAUUCUUAAACUUAUAGAACAAAAGAGCCGUGAGGAAAAAGCUGGAACUUCUAAUUCUUAGAUGUAAUAUCUUAUCAAAUAUAUGAGCAAAGUGAGAAAUUAAGAGAGACUAACUACGUGUUAUUUACUUCACAUAUGUACAUAUGUAAGGUUCACAUAUGUAAUAUUCACAUGUAAGAUUCACAUAUGUAAUAUUCAAAUAUGUAAUAUUCACAUAUGUAAUAUUCACAUAUGUAAUAUUCACAUAUGUAAUAUUCACAUAUGAAAGAUUCACAUAAGACAUGGGGGACACACAUUGCAGGUGUCCAUUUUUACCAACCAGAUAGUCCAGAAACUGGAAGGCUUUAAAAUCCAAUCUCAGAGGUGCACUAAAGCAAACCAUUAGUUCUAAAUUAAAUUCAUUGACCAUUUUCAGAUGGUAUUCUGAAAUGUAACAAUAUUAUUUUACUGUGAUAGCCAUGAUCUUGUUCAAUCCUUUUAUCAGGGAAAAAUAUUGUAAAUGUUCUUGUUUUUUAGCGUUAAUAUUUAAGCAUAAAUCAAAACCUAAAUGAAUAUAAACCUGCGCCAAUUAGCAUAAUGAUGAAUUGGUGUUACCACAAUACUCAUGGCCAUAGAAAACAAUAUACAGUAAUUACCUGAAAUUCAUAUAAUAAGUAUUUUGCAGAAUGCUUUAAAGCAGGAAAUUAAAGUGCUAGAAUAUAAUUUAAUAUUAGAUAUGUUCCGAUUUUCCUCAAUUCUCAUUGGCUAAAACGUGGUCAGCUGGAGGUCAUUAUUUUGUGAUAUCAACUCAAUGUUUCUAUUUUUAGAAACACUGAGUUAAUAUAGUGUUUAUGACAUAAUUAUCAUUGUGACGUUACAAUUAAUAAAAUUUCCUGCUAUCAAGAUAAAUAUAAUUUGAUUCCACCCUUCUACGAUCAAGUUUCACAUCUAAUAUGAAAAUUAAGGACCUUUGAUUUGGUCAGUAUCUAAAAUAUUGACGGCUUUGUCCUCGGUCAAUAUUUGAUUCUACCAGGUUAGUAUAACAUUAUAUUGACCUCAUGAAAGGUCCAUAAUUGAUAAAUGUCUCUUUUCACAUUUGAGAUUACAGUUACUGUGGUUUUUCAUGCCAAAACACUAAUUGUAUUGAUUAUAAUGUACAUCAGGGAAAUAAGUGAUUCCUCUAGAUUUGUGCUUUGAAGCAUUUUAAAUACAAACUGUAAUUUGAUAUGUCGUUGUAUACAAAAUAUGUGCAGGUCGCAUUCUGAUUUGGUCAUGGUCAAUUUAUUUUUCCAGAGUUAUAGCCAUUUAAGUACAGGUAAUUAAAAAUUUUCACAAAUAGUAAUGCCAAAUACUUUUUAGGAAGAGCCUUAUUACUUCAAAACAAGAAAAUCCCAGAAAAAAUGCUUAAAAAUAGUGUAAAAUCUUGAUUCGAGGGAACAGUCUGUAAAAAAUAUUGACAGUUUCAAUGGUGCAACAUAUAAGUGACUUCACCUUAAAUAAAAUUUUAACCAGGCCACCUGCUUAUUUACUUAAGCUUACCGUCCUUUGUGUAACAAUUACAGACUUGUUCUGAAAAGUCAUGAGCACACCUCUUUAACAAAUCCAACGAUAAAAAGUUCUGACUUAAAUGAGAAAUGAUGACUUAAAUGUCAUGGCUGUGAAUUAGAAUUGACAAUAUAUAUACCUCGAGGUCAUCAAUAUGAAAUGAUGGGAAAGACGAAAUUCCAAAUUUAUUUGAUUUAAACGUAUUUAUUUGUCAAAACACAAAUGGGAUUAGACACAAGUAUAAAACUUAUAAUCCGUCUUUUCCCGUAUAACAUAAAUGAUGAAAUGAACAUUCAUGUAAGAUUUCUUCAAAGAGGAGAUAACAUAUAAAAAAUAUAUCCCUUGGAAUUUGAAGAUAAUAUAAAAUAAAAUGUGGGUUUUGCAAAUGUGAAAAUAUCUGUAAUGGUACUGUCCAAAUGCAGAGAUAGUGUUUUUUUUAUAGUGUUUACAUUAAUUUAAAAGAAAUUUUUUUAAGUACAAGAUGUAGCUAAAUUUGUAUAAUGACAUAUCAUUGUGAGUAUGUUCUAAUACCACACAUGUAUUUGACCUAAUUAAUGCACUUGCAGCUAUAAGAACACCUCCAAUUUUUUCAGGAACAGAGGUUGGCUGCACUAAUGGAAACCUAAUAAAAAAGCUCCUGUAAAUUACCUCACUGAACUGCUUUAAUAUAAAAUUUUCAGUCUUUUAAUCUAUGAUCCUGGAUAGUUUUCACUACAUAAAGAUAUGUAAAUGAAAAAGAAUUGAUAUUUUUCCAUCCACAUUUCCCAGAAGAUUUUUCCAUGUGCAUAUUUUAUUAAGUGCACGUGUUUUGUGUUUUUGUAAAUGCAGUGUGCUUAUUAGGUCAAAUACGGUAAUUGUUUGGUACUUAUACAGGUAGAAUAUAAAAAGGUGUGAUCAGUAUUCACUCGUAUUGAAGGAAUAUUUAAUGUAAUGCAUCAUUUGUCUUUCAAGAGUUUAACAAAUUCAGGUGUAUUAUGUUAUAGUUAUAAGGGGAAGUAACUCCUGGUGAACAUUGUCAUCUCGGUACAUUUCUCUAUUGUUUUGUCACAUAUUGUUAUCAUAAUCAAGUGUGGACAUGAUGAUAUCAUCAUUGAGUCAUUGCCAAAAUCUUACAAGAUGUUAACAAUAAACAUGAGCUUGUGUGAGCUUGUGCCAUAUACAUGGUUUUGGUACCAAAACCUUUUUUUUUUUUUUUUUUUUAAACUGCUUUUAUCUCAUUGUAUGAACUCCUCCUAAAGUACUACUCCGAUCUUAACGAAACUUGGUAUACAUGAUCAGUAUAACAUGUAGUUGUGCAUCCCACAUUUUUUUUCUCGAAAAACCAUUUUUUUUUUAAAUGGGAAAUAAAUAGGUGCACUUCUAGCUCAGGCAGGGGAUUUUGUAUUGCUGUUGCAAUACUAUCCAUCCUUGUUUUAUUUAUUUAUUUUUGUAAUCUCAACUGAUUUGAUAUUUCUAACUCUGCCUGUCUUUCUUGCUUUGCAUAUACAUAUCCUGAGUGCUUAUAUACUUCAGUUGAGGUCUUAUGAGCUACUCCAGAAAAAUGUCUACAUGUACCUUGUGAGAUUUAAUUCAAAUGGUACCAUAUACAUGUAGUAAGCCACAUUUUCCCAAGCAUAUUUAGAAUAAACUUUUCUGGAGUCAUCCAGUAAGAUACAUAUUUAAUUGGAAUGGACUAAUUUAUCAAUCUAGAUGUAAAAAAUAAAUGUUUAAAUCAUAACUAUAUAAUUAAUUUUUUCAUGCUCUAAAUAUUGGUAUCCAUCUUAUUCCAACUUUACUGGUUCUUACAAGAGGCACAGUCUUGAUUGUUUUUUUGGUUUUUUUUUGUUACUAAUUAAACUGAUUUAAAUUGGUUUCAGUUUUGAAUUUGUAUGAAUUAAGCAUUUCACUUACCCUCAGUACAUGUAUUUUGUUGUAAUGCUGCUCAAUAUGUAUAUGGCGUUUAAAAUCUCGACAAAAUGAAAUUUUGAAAAAUUAAUAUUUUAUAGUUUUGUUUUGAGGUUCAUUGACCUCAACUUGUCAUAAAGUUGCUCUAAUGUGUUAAAAUAUCGUGAGUGUGAACCCCCUAUUUUUACCAUAAAAAAUUAAUAAUCACCAGGUACGUAUACCCUUUUUGUUGAGUUUGAACCAUGUUUUUAUCGCAUACCGGUAGUUGUUGAAAUAUAUUCUCAAGAAAGGAUGUUUAUUUUUGUUGCUAAUAAUCAUAAUUUUGUUUUGCUUGAUCAGUUCAGUUUCAUGUUUUGUUUCUAGUAAUAGCUUUAAUUUUAUUAUGCUGAACUUAUUGAAGACUUUACCAGGCUUUACUUAAAUUGUUUGAGUUUGUUGGGAUGUUAUACUUACUGAAAGUCUUACUUGCCAUUUAAGACAGUUAUGUUUGUGUCAUGUUAAGGAAAUAAACAGAAUUCACAUUAUCUAUUGAUAUCAUUAUUUUUAUUUUAG